AUGCCGAUCCAAAAGAAAAAGGUAAAAAAGCCAAAAGAAAACGAGACCGCUAAACCUUCAGUCAACAUCAAGCAAGAACCGGAAGAACUGAAACCUCUAAGUGCGUACAUCGACGACCGUCUCGAACUAUUACGGCAAGUAUUUUCAUGUGUUAAGCCAAAAGAAAUCAAAUACCUUCUGCCUGAUUUUUUGGAGGGCAAAUCGAACGAUCUUAUGAAAGAGCGUUGUUUGGACGAACUUCUGGGAAUUUCUACCAAGCGACUGCAUUCGAUCAUUACAAACACAAAAUGUCCCACGGAUACAGAGUCGUCUUCGGAAAAUUCGGAUGUAGAGAAAAUAGAAGAGCAUAUUUCAUUGGAUGAAAUCUCAUCAGAGUCGGAUGUAGACGGUAAACGUGGUAUCAAGCGAAACAAAAAAGGCGACACCAUUAAGCAGCCCGAUGAGCAGAAUGGCGAGCCAAAAUCUGAAAAAGAGAUGACCGUUCUGGAGUUGCUCGAAUUGCAGGCCCGUGCUCGCGCAAUCCGUUCACAGCUUGCUCUGGAACCGGUUACUAAGAUCGAAAUCGAUUCCGAGCACGAAGGUGAAGAUGGUCGCCAUGGUGACAUCGAUACGGAUGAUGAAACGAAGCUGCCAACAAGGAAGCGAUCAUCUUCCAAACUUUCUACAAGCACAAGCGAAUUCCCCAAGAACGGCAACCAACUUAAGCACGAAAACAACGGUCAACAGAACACCACGAGGGUGCGCUUGAAGCGGAAUUUCCGCAUCCGAAAGGUGGGCGAUGAUGACGAUGACGAUCAAGAAGUGUCCAGCAACCCUCCGGACUCUGUACACGAAAAGCCCACUGAACGCCAAGUGGUCGAAGUGGUAGAUCUCGCAACAACGGUCUCGGUGAGUGCAGCCUUGGAGGAAAAACCAGUUGCAAAUGAAAAAGCGUCCGAUUCAGAAAACAAGUCACAGAAGUUAGAAUCUGAACCGGAAGCUACAGCAACGACAGCAACCGGCGUUGAAAGCGUGGAAACUAUCCCCGUAGAAGAGGAUGCGAAUGCGCCAGAUGCCUCGGUUGACCUUGAUGUUUCCAACGUACCGGAAGCAUCUGAUGCAGACGCUCCGGCAAAGGAUUUAGAACGCGAAAGUUCCCCGGAAGUCAUUCCUGUUGAAGCCAGCCCGGAAACGCUAUGCAUCUCGUCCGAUUCCGAAGAGGAACGUCUCGCGAAAGAACGAGCCUCUAUUUUCGUGCCCAACAUUGAAGAACUCGAUCGGCAGGCGAAUAAACCACCAACUCCGGUGCCGGAUAAACCUGCGGAAGAUACGGAGCCCGAGGAGGGAGAAAUUUCGGAAGAGGAAGAGGUGCCUGUGCCUGCCGAACCUACGGCUGCGGUUGAAAACGAACAAACAGUGAAAGAUGGCUCGAACGUAGCGGAAGAGCUUGCGACAAAUGAAGGUGCUCAGGGUAAUGCCACUAUCGGGAAUGAUGGCGAUUCAACGGAGCCUGCGAAAAGAGACGAAACCGUGGAAGGGGACACUCUCGAAAAAGCACAAAGCUCCGAAAUACACACAUUAUCCUCGAGCAGUGAAUCGUCGGAGUCGGCGAGCGACAGUAGCUCCUCCGAGAGUUCCUCAGACGAGGAAGAGGAAGAACCUAAGAGCGAACCACCCAAAUUGGACAACUCCGCACACGACGACGAGGACAUCGUGGAAAUUCACGACUCAGGCGACGAGAACCUGCUGAUGGAUGAUAAGCCACCGGAGGAGGAAGCAAAGUCCUGGAAUUCGCGCUGGCUCAAGAGCAACCGGGUGGCCAAGGUGAUGGCUGCCUCGCGCUUGGGUAAUAAGGUGCGUGAAAAGCUGAAGAAAAAGAAACAAAUACAGCUCGCGGAGCAGCAAGAGUCGGCAGCGAUGGAUACGGCGGAAGCAGCCGCACAUUCAUCACCCAAACCCGCCGAACCGGUGGUGGAAUUGCCCACAAACGUGGAGCUAGGAUCGGUUGAACACUACCGGGAGCUAGUAGCGCAGCAAGAGAGUAAGGACUAGAAGCGAUCAAGCGCAACCUAGCGCUUCCUUUUGGUUGUAACAUUUGUGUGCUCCCACUCGCCGUUCGCAAUCACUAAUCCACCCGCAAUAAAGCAAGCAGCAGAAGGC
This is a messenger RNA of Anopheles nili, 2139 nucleotides long. Its product is annotated as histone-lysine N-methyltransferase SETD1B. Bases 1 to 2031 code for a protein of 676 amino acids. The record is from RefSeq and is a predicted model, not a curated record. Lineage: Eukaryota; Metazoa; Arthropoda; Insecta; Diptera; Culicidae. The transcript has 4 exons.